Molecule: messenger RNA, 583 nt
Organism: Esox lucius (northern pike)
Lineage: Eukaryota; Metazoa; Chordata; Actinopteri; Esociformes; Esocidae
Gene: cenps
Product: centromere protein S
Exons: 5
Coding region: 200-583 (127 amino acids)
Biological process (GO): resolution of meiotic recombination intermediates; replication fork processing
Cellular component (GO): FANCM-MHF complex; Fanconi anaemia nuclear complex
Molecular function (GO): chromatin binding; protein heterodimerization activity
Source: RefSeq, a predicted model, not a curated record
AUUUAAUGACACCAUCCGCCUGUAUAAGCGCGCAACUUUCUAACUGUAUUUGUCUUUAAGGUCCAUGUUCACAGCAGAUGAAUUAUUUAGCAUUUUCAAAAGUUUUCUGUUUUAACAUAUCUGGAUGAAAACUGUAUUCCUCUAGUUAACCAUAUCCAAUUAUCUAGCUAGAUUGCUAACGUGGCAGUGUUAUGAGAAAAUGUCAACAAAUAUGGACGAGGAGGAAAGGCAACUUCAGAGACUGAAAGCAGCAGUCCACCAUACAGUUGGAAGACUGUGUCAAAGCCUUGGUGAGAAUCACCAGAUGGAAUUCAGUCGACAGGUUAUAGCAGCCAUAUCUGAAACGACGUUCCGGCAGUGUGAUGUUUUUGCGAAGGACUUGGAGGCCUUUGCAAGGCAUGCUAAAAGAAGCACAGUAUCUAUGGAGGACGUGAAGCUAGUGGCUCGUCGAAGUACAGCACUGUAUGACUUCAUACAAAGGAAGAGUGAAGAGAUUACCAGCACCAACCAAGAGCAGAAAGACAUGAAGAAGAGCGGAGUGAAGAGGAAGAAUAAGGACACAGAGACAGAAGCAAUGGAGUAG